Messenger RNA from Cyanidioschyzon merolae strain 10D, 1242 nucleotides. Its product is annotated as probable NAD(P) dependent 3-beta-hydroxysteroid dehydrogenase. The transcript has a single exon. The coding region runs from base 1 to 1242 and encodes 413 amino acids. NCBI's taxonomy places the organism in Eukaryota, Rhodophyta, Bangiophyceae, Cyanidiales, Cyanidiaceae. Gene Ontology annotation, molecular function: 3-beta-hydroxy-Delta5-steroid dehydrogenase (NAD+) activity. The record is from RefSeq and is a predicted model, not a curated record. Gene Ontology annotation, biological process: steroid biosynthetic process.
AUGCCUACCAACCGCAAGGCAGCGGCGGGAAGCGGUCACGCCAGACAAAACGCAACCGGUGUGGUUGCCACGAAAACACCCGAGCCACGAACGGCGCUGAUCACAGGCGGCUCCGGGUUUCUCGGACGGCAUCUCGUGGAGCUGCUGGUAGAGAGGGGCUACAACGUCAUCGUUGUCGACCUGAAGCUCUUUCCUUUCACGGAGUAUUCGGAAAGCGAGCUAGUUAAAAGUUUGCGCUCUCAAGUUCGUGACAUAAGCGUAGAUAUAGGCAACUAUGACGCGCUCUGGGAAGCGUUGCGAAGCGUUCCCCGAAUCGAUGCUGUGUUUCACUGUGCAACGGCGUCGCCGACGGCCGCGAACGCUGCGAACCGCAAGCUGAUGGAAUACGUUAAUAUAGAAGGUACGAAACAAGUCAUCCGAUUCUGUCUCGAACGAGGUAUUCGGUAUCUGGUGUACACGUCCUCUGCUUCGGUUGUUUUCGCCGGACUCGACCUCAUCGACGUUGACGAGGAGUCUGCCCCGCUUGCUAAGAAGGAUAUCGACUUUUAUACGUACACGAAGAGGGUAGCAGAGCAGCUGGUUUUGCAGACAGCGAGCUCAUCGUCUACGGAUCCUGCCCGACGAGUACUGUAUGCAGUUGCGCUCCGACCAUCGGGCAUUUUCGGCGAAUAUGACCCCCUCUUUAUACCGACGCUAGUGAGUAGGGCACGACAGGGUCGCAUGAAAUAUAUCAUUGGCUCUGGGCGAAAUGCUAUGGACUGGACCUACGUGAAGAACGUUGCCGAAGCGCACUAUCUUGCUGCAGAGGCGUUGCAGGAAAGUGACAAGCGUGCCAAACAAUUGACUGGUAAGGCCUACUUCAUAACCAAUGGGGACCCACGCUCUUUCUGGGGGUUUCUGGGGUCCAUCCUGCAAGGUCUGGGAUACCCGCCUCCACGGCAUCGUUUGCCGUUCGCUCUGGUCUACUCCAUUGCAUGGCUCGUGGUGCUCAUUGAUGCGGUCGCGCGUUUACUAGGGCGUUCACUUUCAACGGAUUUCACCCCAGGACGUGUUCUGCUCGCAACCUGCGAGCGUCGGGUAAGUUGUGCAGCCGCGAGGCGAGACUUGGGUUACAAUCCGCGAUUUUCGAUCGAGGAUGGCCUAGAGCGAACGCUUCGAUGGUUUCGCUCUCGGGGACUGGCAGCACAAACCGAGGCACCUAUGGUUCAAUCGGUACCGAAACCAGUAGCCACUACCACGUGA